This is a messenger RNA of Cebus imitator (Panamanian white-faced capuchin), 2056 nucleotides long. RefSeq names its product kinesin family member C1 (gene KIFC1). The transcript has 9 exons. Bases 213 to 1862 code for a protein of 549 amino acids. The record is from RefSeq and is a predicted model, not a curated record. Gene Ontology annotation, molecular function: ATP binding; microtubule binding; microtubule motor activity. Gene Ontology annotation, biological process: microtubule-based movement. NCBI's taxonomy places the organism in Eukaryota, Metazoa, Chordata, Mammalia, Primates, Cebidae.
GGACACGAGUCCUGGGUGCAACGACCAAAAUUACCACAUCCCGCCCAAGAGUACCACCCCUCACCGCAGUGCCACAGACACAAGGCCAGACCACAGCUCAAAAAGUUUCCAAGAAGAUAGGACCCCGGUGUUCCACAACUAUUGCCACAGUGUUGAAGAACCAGAAGCCAGUUCCUGCUGUUCCUGUCCAGAAGCCUGGAACUGUUCCUCCCAUGGUGGGAGGGAAGAAACCCAGCAAACGUCCAGCCUGGGACUUAAAGGGUCAGUUAUGUGACGUAAAUGCAGAACUAAAACGCUGCCGUGAGAGGACUCAGACAUUGGGCCAAGAGAACCAGCAGCUUCAGGACCAGCUCAGAGAUGCCCAAGAGCAGACCAAGGCCCUGGGGACAGAGCGCAGGACACUGGAGGGGCAGUUAGCCACGGUGCAGGCCGAGGCUGAGCAGGGCCAACAGGAGCUGAAGAAGCUGCGUGCUCGUAUUGUGGAACUGGAAGAGCGGCUAAGCACGCAGGAGGACUUGGUGCAAGAGCUUCAGAAAAAACAGGUGGAAUUGCAGGAGGAACGGAGGGGACUGACAUCCCAACUAGAGGAGAAGGAGAGGAGGCUGCAGACAUCAGAAGCAGCUCUGUCAAGCAGCCAAGCAGAGGUGGCAUCUCUGCGGCAGGAGACCGCAGCCCAGGCAGCCUUACUGACUGAGCGGGAAGAACGUCUUCAUGGGCUAGAAAUGGAGCGCCGGCGACUGCACAACCAGCUGCAGGAACUCAAGGGCAACAUCCGUGUGUUCUGCCGGGUCCGCCCUGUCCUUCCUGGAGAGCCCACUCCACCCCCUGGGCUCUUCCUGUUCCCCUCUGGCCCUGGUGGGCCCUCUGAUCCUACAACCCGCCUUAGCCUCUCCCGGUCUGACGAGCGGCGUGGGACCCUGAGUGGGGCACCAGUCCCCCCUACCCGCCACGAUUUUUCCUUUGACCGGGUAUUCCCCCCAGGAAGUCGACAGGAUGAAGUAUUUGAAGAGAUUGCCAUGCUUGUCCAGUCAGCCCUGGAUGGCUAUCCAGUAUGCAUCUUUGCCUAUGGCCAGACAGGCAGUGGCAAGACCUUCACAAUGGAGGGUGGGCCUGGGGGAGACCCCCAGUUGGAGGGGCUGAUCCCUCGGGCCCUGCGGCACCUCUUCUCUGUGGCCCAGGAGCUGAGUGGCCAGGGCUGGACCUACAGCUUUGUAGCAAGCUACGUAGAGAUCUACAAUGAGACCGUCCGGGACCUGCUGGCCACUGGGACCCGGAAGGGUCAAGGGAGCGAGUGUGAGAUUCGCCAUGCAAGGCCAGGGAGCGAGGAGCUCACUGUCACCAAUGCUCGAUAUGUCCCUGUCUCCUGUGAGAAAGAAGUGGAGGCCCUGCUCCAUCUGGCCCACCAGAAUCGGGCUGUGGCCCGCACUGCCCAGAAUGAACGGUCAUCACGCAGCCACAGCGUAUUCCAGCUACAGAUAACUGGAGAGCACUCCAGCAGAGGCCUGCAGUGUGGGGCCCCCCUCAGUCUUGUGGACCUGGCUGGGAGUGAGCGACUUGACCCUGGGUUAGCCUUCGGCCCCGGGGAGCGGGAACGCCUUCGGGAAACACAGGCUAUUAACAGCAGCCUGUCCACGCUGGGGCUGGUUAUCAUGGCCCUGAGCAACAAGGAGUCCCACGUGCCUUAUCGGAACAGCAAACUGACCUACCUGCUGCAGAACUCUCUGGGUGGCAGUGCUAAGAUGCUCAUGUUUGUGAACAUUUCUCCACUAGAAGAGAACGUCUCCGAGUCCCUCAACUCUCUACGCUUUGCCUCCAAGGUGAACCAGUGUGUUAUUGGUACUGCCCAAGCCAACAGGAAGUGAAGACGGAUCCAGAUCUUGUGUGUUGGGUGUGUGUGUGUGUGUUGGGUGAGGGGUGGGAGGGUUGCUGAAGGGUGCUUUAUUGGGUGGAGGGCGCCAUGUCCCAGGGCUAUCAAAUAAAGAAUAAUACUUUUUUUAAAAAAUAAAGGUUUUAAUUAGCAUUUGCCCAAGGAGGCAGAUACUUUCAUAUCUGUAAA